Messenger RNA from Pipistrellus nathusii (Nathusius's pipistrelle), 390 nucleotides. The record is from the annotation of a GenBank genome assembly. NCBI's taxonomy places the organism in Eukaryota, Metazoa, Chordata, Mammalia, Chiroptera, Vespertilionidae.
AUGGUUCACUUCCAGUCCCUGCGGAGGAGCGGCAGAGAGGACCUGGGUGCAGCCAGGAGGGGAGGCAGCUCCAGGGAGCACGGAGCCUCAGGAAGAAGUAACGGAAUAGUUCAAAGCCUCCGCCCCUCCCGCCACGCUCCCACCCAAGCCACCUCCCUUUCUGGGCAAAGCGGGACCGGGCAGCCCGGCUCUGGGCCGCCCUCCGCCCGCCCGCCGGGCCCCAGGACUCGCAGCCGGGACCAGCUCCGCCCGCCCGGCCCUGGAGCCGCCGCCGCCGCUGCCGUUGUGUGGAUGUUCAUUUCAGCUGAUCCAGUAGCCCCCAGGAAGGUUCAAAGACCACAGAGAGACCCAGUGGAUGCCCAGGCCACUCAGAAGUUGAAACAAAAGUAA